AUGUUCAACAAAUUCAAGAAAGCGCUAAUCCUGGCAUUCAACUGGAUUCUAUACGCUGUUGGAGAUACCAAUACCUGCCAAGUCAAUGUAACACAACCCAGGUACAAGGAAAUUGGGGAAUCCGUGAACACUGUGACCCUGACGUGCACGUUCUCUGCUCUGGGAUGCUCCUCAUCUGAGCCUCAAGCUCUAUGGUUUCGCUUUUUUACUAACAGACAUGAAGAUCUGUGUACCCCAAAAUGCACAGAUGUUCACAAGUUCAAAGUACACAUAUCGCCAAAAAAUGUUUCACUUCAGAUAAGUAGUCUGUCCACAAAUGACAGUGCUGUCUACUUCUGUGGAAUUGCAUUUUCAGAUUCAAGUUCACCCCGUUCUAAGCAAAUGGGAGGCGGGACCAUGUUAGUGAAAACAGGGGCUGAGAAGCACAGUACUGGAAGUCUUACUUUCAUGAUCAUCACCUUAUCCUUACUGCUUCCGUACAGCAUUGUGGUAUUCACAAUCCUUAUACUUCAUAAGCUAAGGCCAAAACUGCUGAAGAAAAACAGCAAAGCAGACCACAGAACAGAGAACUGUAAAAUCAGUAGCGGACGAAAAAUUUUUCAAGCAAUUGCCCAAGAACUUCAGAAGCAGAGGUAUGCUGAACAUUGCCAACAGCCUGAUCAUUUGGAAGAUGACACUGUUUAUCAGAACAGAUGA
Tinamus guttatus (white-throated tinamou) is the source of this 696-nucleotide messenger RNA. RefSeq names its product immunoglobulin superfamily member 6 (gene IGSF6). NCBI's taxonomy places the organism in Eukaryota, Metazoa, Chordata, Aves, Tinamiformes, Tinamidae. The record is from RefSeq and is a predicted model, not a curated record.